AUGUCUCUUCAAAACAACAAGGCCCUCCAAAUCCUCAACAAAGCAGCUGCCUCCAAAUAUGCCGUCCCAGGCAUGUGCUGCUACAACGUCGAAGGCAUCCUAGCCACCGUCCGCGCAGCCGAAUCCAAGCGGUCCCCCGCCAUGAUCCUCUUAUUCCCCUGGGCAAUCAACUACGCCAACGGGAUCCUCGUGCACGCCGCCGCGGAAGCAGCACGCACCGCCUCGGUCCCCGUAAGCGUCCACCUCGACCACGCCCAGACGCCGGAGAUAAUCCGCAAAGCCGCCGACCUAGGCGGCUUCGACAGCAUCAUGGUUGACAUGUCGCACUACGAGAAGGAAGAGAACCUGUCCCUAACCCGGGAACUGACGAAAUACUGCCACGAGCGCGGGAUCGCGACGGAGGCGGAACCGGGCCGCAUCGAGGGCGGGGAGGACGGGGUUGCCGACACGGCCGAUUUAGAAGGAUUACUGACGACGCCUGAGGAGAGUGUCGAGUUUGUUGAAACUGGGAUUAACUGGUUGGCACCUGCUUUUGGAAACGUGCAUGGUGAGUACGGGCCGAGGGGGAUUCAGCUCGAGUAUGAUCGGCUCGAGAGCAUUCGCAAGACGGUUGGUGAUAAGGUGCAGCUUGUGCUGCAUGGGGCGGAUCCGUUUACGGAGGAGAUAUUCCAUAAGUGCAUUGAGCAUGGGGUGUCCAAGGUUAAUCUGAAUAAGGUGUUGAAUAGAGAAUUUAUUGAAACUUGGAAGGAGAGGGCUGGUAAGGCGCCGUUGACGACUGUUAUUGAGGAGGCGACGGACGCUAUGCAGAGGGCGGUUGAGAAGAGUAUGGAUAUGCUAGGCUCUACUGGGAAGGCUGAUUUGUGA
This is a messenger RNA of Monascus purpureus, 864 nucleotides long. Lineage: Eukaryota; Fungi; Ascomycota; Eurotiomycetes; Eurotiales; Aspergillaceae. The record is from the annotation of a GenBank genome assembly.